Messenger RNA from Neocloeon triangulifer, 2531 nucleotides. Its product is annotated as IWS1-like protein. Lineage: Eukaryota; Metazoa; Arthropoda; Insecta; Ephemeroptera; Baetidae. Gene Ontology annotation, biological process: poly(A)+ mRNA export from nucleus. The transcript has 9 exons. The coding region runs from base 147 to 2372 and encodes 741 amino acids. Gene Ontology annotation, cellular component: nucleus. The record is from RefSeq and is a predicted model, not a curated record.
UUCCAUGUAAACAGCACAUUUGACCGUCGCCGUCAAUCCUGCCUCGUCUGCAAGGCAUUCCCUCACCAGUUGUAGAUCUUCGGAAGCAUUUUAACUCUGGAAUAUAUUCCGUAGAGUUUCCUCUCCGCAUCCAUACCUAGCUCAGGAUGGAGAAAGGUGUCGAAGAAGCGCUUUCUCCAAACUCCGGGGAAAACUCAAACAGCAGCAAAAUAUCUGCCGAUAAUAAUAGGCAUGCUUCGAGGUCUCCCAAAUCUGCCAACAGUUCUCCAGCAGUUUCGCGAAAUGGAUCUGUGUCUCCGGCUGGAUCGAGGAACGCUUCAAAAUCUCCUUCUCGAUCGCGCAGUGCCUCGCCAGAAAAUAUAAAAUCACCAGCCUCGGAAAAGUCAAACGAGCGUGGCUCAUCUUCACCGAUGAGGUCGCCACAAGGCUCUGAAACCUCCAGGAAGAAUGGUGGAGAAUCGCCUCCAAGCAGGCAAGGAUCAGCAUCUCCAAGGUCAUCAAGGAAAGGCUCGGCUUCACCAGCUGCAUCCAACAGGUCAAGAUCCGGCUCGCGAUCACCCUCUGGAUCAAGGAAAGGUUCUGUAGCUGGCUCAAGAGCCUCAUCUCCUAAGUCGCCGAGUGGAUCUCAGCGGGGCUCACCAGCUCCUUCUAGGUCGCGAUCCCACUCAGGUUCCAGGGCGUCCCGAUCUCGCAGCAGGUCAGCUAGUGGUUCCAGAAAGGGCUCUCGAUCCCCAAGUGGUUCUAGGAAGGGAUCAAGAUCACCGAGUGGUUCAAGAAAAGGGUCUAGGUCUAGGAGUGGUUCAAGGCGGUCCGCUUCACCUGCUGGAUCAAGGAAGAACUCAAGGUCACCCUCUGGCUCUAGGUCCAGGUCUAGAUCUGCUAGUGGUUCCCGUCGUGGCUCAAGAUCAAGGUCAGGCUCACGCCGAAGCUCUAGGAGCAGGUCAGCCUCGUCUAGAAGAAGCUCACGGAAAGGUUCAAGAUCUAGGUCUGGAUCUCGAGCCAGGUCGGGCUCUCGCCAUGGAUCAAGAUCACCCUCGGGCUCGAGAAAAGGCUCAAGGUCCCGUUCAAGGUCUGCCUCGGGUUCAAGGAGGUCACGGUCUGGAUCAAGGCGCAGUUCAAGAUCAAGGUCUGGUUCACGCUCUCGUUCUGGAUCUCGUCGUAGCUCUCGCUCUAAAUCUGGCAGCAGAUCCAGAUCUCGUUCAAGGUCUGGUAGCCGCCGUUCUAGAUCAGGCUCUCGGUCUAGAUCAAGGUCUCGUUCAGGCGCAGAGUCUGAAAUCGAAGAGAGGCGGUCGGUUGUGGACUCGGAUGAGGAGGGAGGCAUUUCUGUUGGCAAGAAGAAACGGAAGCGUCAGGCCUUGAGUGAUGAUGAAGCGCCACAACCAGAGGCUGCAGGCGCUGAGGAAGGAGAACAGGAAAAAGUGGAGGCUCCCGCAGUUGCUGCAGAUUCAGACUCAGACGAAGGUCCAAUUGAUGACAGUGGAAGAGAUACAGGUCUCUCAGAUUUUGAGAUCAUGCUGCUGAGGAAGAAAGAGGAAGGGGGUCGAAAGAGACGGCGGAGAGACAUAGAAAUCAUUAAUGACAAUGAUGACAUGAUUGCACAACUGUUGUCCGACAUGAGAUACGCGGCAGAAGAAGACCGCAUGCUGAACAUGGCCAAAAAACCAGCGACCAAGAAAAUCGCCAUGCUUCCCAAGGCUCUUUCCCAGAUCAAGAAAAGAGACCUCCAGUUGGCCUUUGUAGAACAUAACAUGCUGGCCAUCCUCACUGAAUGGCUGGCGCCAAUGCCGGACAAAUCACUCCCAGCACCAAAAAUCAGAACUGAAGUUCUUCGGCUUCUUCGAGAAUUUCCAUCUGUUGACCAGCAAACAUUGAAGCAGGCGGGAAUUGGAAAGGCAGUUAUGUAUUUGUACAAACAUCCAAAGGAAACAAAGGAGAAUAGAAUCAUUGCUGGAAAACUAAUCAACGAAUGGGCCAGACCGAUCUUCAACGUCUCUGCAGACUUCAAAGCAAUGUCAAAAGAGGAACGUGAGCAGAGAGAUUUGGACCAGCGUCCCAAGAGGCGCCGGGCUUCAGACUAUGACGGAGGUGAGGGCCCGUCGAAAGAAGAACAGACAAUUGGAAUGAAGGGGGAUGGAAAUACUCUCAAGCCAGGAGACCCUGGUUGGGUGCCUAGAGCUCGUGUGCCAAUGCCAUCAACAAAAGAUUAUGUCGUCAGGCCCAAGUGGAAAGUUGACACCGAUAUAAGCAGAACAACCAAAAAGCAGAUGAAUAGAUUUGAAAAGCACCUGAAAAAUUUCCAAGACAUGAAGAGGAAUAAAGAGGCUAAACGAGCUAUAGAUAUUUCCAUCGAGGGCAGGAAAAUGGCACUAUAGAGUAUUCUUGUGAUUUUCCUAUCAUCACAAAGGCUGCAAAUUAUUAGCUUUUAAGUUUUAAUGCAUGCAUAAAUUAAUUAAGCAGGCUGAAGUAUUUUAAAGAAUGUGCUUUGCCGCCGUGCAAUCUAUAAAUAAAUAUCUUUGUAUUUGAAGGAUUUA